CCCUGACUUCCGGGUCGCGGUGCUUGAAGGGAGUGUUCCGUCGUUUCCGUUGCCGGCUGUUUGCAGUGGGGAAACCGAGGCAGCUCCUGCUCCCCCUAGUUCUUCCGCUCCUGUGAGGUGGCUGCUGUUUCUUUUCCUCUUGCCCCGGCUGCAUCGGUGCGGCUGCGCUGAGAGCGCGCGGGCUCGCGAGCCCCGCGGGGUUCUGCGGGAACCCGGGGGCGCCUGGGCCGGCGGGUCUUUGUGCGAGCCCUGCCCUCCCAUUCGCGGGCGGCGCGCGAGGGGGGUCGGCGCAGAGACGCCCAGAGCCCUGGGGUGCUCAGGCGCCGCUACGUGUGCAUCCCCUCUGCUCGGCAGUUCUGCGCUUUUGUCCUAAUGAGCGCGGACUAGAUGGCUUGAUUUUCAAGAUAAUGAUCAACCCAGCUGUGCUAUGCGCUGUUUCUGCACUGACGUGCGGGAAAAAAAAAUGUUUAUUUCUUUGUGGGAGUUCUUCUAUGGGCACUUUUUUCGAUUUUGGAUGAAAUGGCUAUUACGACAGAUGACUGGGAAGUGUGAAUUGCAGCGAAUAUUUGAUACCUAUGUAGGUGCACAAAGGACACACAGGAUAGAAAAUUCCUUGACAUACUCCAAGAAUAAGGUUUUACAGAAGGCGACACAUGUUGUUCAGAGUGAAGUGGACAAAUGUGUAGAUGAUAUUAUGAAGGAAAAGAAUAUUAACCCUGAGAAGGAUGCCAGUUUUAAAAUCUGCAUGAAGAUGUGCUUACUGCAGAUAACUGGUUAUAAACAGCUGUAUUUGGAUGUAGAAAGUGUGAGGAAAAGGCCAUAUGAUUCUGAUAACCUACAGCAUGAAGAGCUACUCAUGAAGCUUUGGAAUCUUCUAAUGCCCACGAAGAAGUUAAACGCUAGAAUCUCCAAGCAGUGGGCUGAAAUUGGUUUUCAGGGUGAUGAUCCCAAGACAGACUUCAGAGGCAUGGGCAUACUUGGAUUAAUCAAUCUUGUGUAUUUCAGUGAAAAUUACACUAGUGAAGCUCAUCAGAUUCUUUCCCGUUCAAAUCAUCCAAAAUUAGGGUAUUCUUAUGCAAUAGUUGGAAUCAAUCUUACAGAGAUGGCUUAUAGCUUACUGAAGAGUGAAGCUUUGAAGUUUCAUCUCUAUAACCUUGUUCCUGGUAUACCAACAAUGGAACACUUUCAUCAGUUUUAUUGUUAUCUUGUCUAUGAAUUUGACAAGUUUUGGUUUGAAGAAGAACCAGAAAGCAUUAUGUAUUUCAAUUUGUAUAGAGAGAAGUUUCAUGAAAAGAUUAAAGGACUUUUACUGGAUUGUAAUGUAGCACUUACUUUAAAAGUAUAAAUCAUCCACUGUAUCUUCUAUUUCUACCACAUUUUGCACAUUCAACAGAAUUUAUAUGUUGUAAUAGGAAUUAUCUGAUCAAUUACACUCUUAUAUAUAAUUUCCUACAAAAAUAUUUCAGAAAUUCUAUUUAAGAAAGCUAGUGGACAAUCAGUGUAUGUUUACAAUUGUUUAUACACUGUUCUCCAAAGGUACCUUAUCCUUCCAAAGAUCCCCUCUGUAGAGUCAUGCGAACUACAGUUUGGAACUUGGGACUUAGCCCGUUGGUGUAAAAGUAUAAAUCAGGUAUUUGUAUUAAAUUGAUUAAAAUGUGUAAAAUCAAUUUUCGUUUUUAUGUGUUAUAGGGUCAAGUUGGUAUCUUUUUCAAAGCUCUUUAAGAUUUUUUUGGUUUUUAGUUUGGAAAUGGCUGUUUUUAAUUUUCUUUGUCUGAUUUUUAUUUCUAGGUUAAUUAACAGCAAGAGUGUUUCUUUAUGGUUUUCUUUGUUUGCAUCUUAAUUACAUGUCAUAACGUUGCUUCAUUAGUAGCAAAUAGAGCAGAGAUACAGCAGAGAGAAUAAAGAAUUAGGGCCUCCUUUUGGGUUUCUGUGAUUAUUGAGCAUAACUGAUGAGAGAAUGACAGUAUUGGUGACUAGCUUUUUUGUUUUUAAAUAACACACUUUAAAAUGCCACAGUGUUAUUUGAAAGCUUAAAGGCAUUUUCUCAUCUUCAGUAUUUGCUUUUUAUCAGUUGUAGAAAAGAACCUUAGUGUUUUCUUCUCUACCUAUGUAUGCUUAUGAAACCGCUCUACCUACAUAUGAAACUUCUCUACCUAUGUAUGUUUACGAAAAGAGAUGUAUUUGCCAAGAAAAUCUUGAUUAUAUAAAAGACAAAAAGAUUAUAAAAGACAGUUUCUGUUUAAGUAAAACUGUCUUUGAAACUUAAGAAAGCUUAAGUUUUAAAAAAAUCUCAGUUAAACAUCAUUGGUUUAUUUGACUUACUGUUAACUCUUGCUUCUCUUUGACUCCAUGGUGUUUUUAGAUAACCAUGUAUGAACUUUAUGUUAAUGGCUUGUGGGAUACUAAAAUAGCUUGAAGAUGACUUGACGACUGUGCAUUUUAUAUAGGUUGAUUCUCCUAAAAUCUCAGGAGGGCAGCAAGUGCUGUCAACGAUUAUAUAGUGAUGAGAUUUUUAUGGGAAUGAUUUCUUCUUGGUGCGUUUUACACAUUUGUACUGAUAGCAAAACUAAAGUUUAAAGCAGCAAAGUUUAAGUUCUCCUUAAAUCCUACAGAAACCAACCUUUUAAGGACAUAAUUUCAUCUAAAACAUGACGAUAUUUAGCACACCUUUUAAUGUGGGUAUAUAUCAAGUGUUUAAGGACUGGCUAGUAUGUGAUAGAGCAAGACCUGAGACUUUGUAAGUAUUUGCUCGUGUCUGUUGACAGACCUCUUUCUUUCAAACUUGUUAGAAGAGUGGUAAGACAUAUCCAAUUGGAAAAUAAGAUGCAGUGUUGUAUAGCACAUACAUUUAAAGUGCAUGCGUUAAAAUUAGUUUCUCAAUAAGUUAAAAUUAUUUUAAAAAUUUGGUUCACUUUAUUACAAUAGUGGCAAUUUAGCUUUUCAGUAUUACAGGAAUUUAAAAAUUGGUUUCUUGUAGGGGACAUCUCAACUUUGGGAAUAUCUUCACUUAAUUUUUAAAAAAUAUUUUCAUGCUUUAUUGUCCAGCUAUACAAUAUAUUGCAAAAUCCUGACAAGUUCAUUGUAUUAAGGUAUUAACUAUUACAUGGAAAGCAGUUCUGUUCAUCUUUUGAUGUUUGUGUUGAAAAUGCUUAUCUUUGUGUUUUGAUCUUCCAACAGCUGAGAGCUUGAGCUGAUUUAAACAUUUAUCAAUAUACUUAAGAAUGCUUUAAGUAUAGAAGGGGAAAAUUUUAAGUAAGUUUUUUCCCUUCUAGGAAGAAAAACUAUGAUGAUGUUAAGAAAGUGUCAUUAUAAAGCUUGCUCAAUAAUAUGUUCUUUAAAUCCACCUCCAUUUGUACAUUAUAGGUAUCAUUCUGUUUUUGCUUAAAAUAAUCUGCAACCAUUUCAGAUAGUUUUACAGCAAAUUGAUCUAAAAGCCACUAAUAAAUUCUAGGGUUUGAGUCUAGAAGCCAAGCAAAAUGUCACCAAUGUCAGUUGUAAAUUAGAAUGCAACAUGAGCCUUCAGACUCAUGACAAUGAUAUACAUGAAAACAAAAAUAUAAUUGCGUCUACCUUCCUACUUUCCCUUUUGACAUACGUAGUUGGAAUUUUACGUAGUCUUAAAAUCCAUAUUUAGAAUCUUACCUGUUUCUAUAAUAAUUAGUAAAAUGCCAAAGUAGUGAUAGAAUAUUGUGGCAUUGAAGUAGCCGAAAAAUUGUUAGUUUUAGCAUCAAAAAAGUAAAUAGAUGUUGAAAUGAAUUUUUGUAUGUGCCAGGUUGAAGAGAGUGUGCCAGUGACAGGAAGUAGUCUAAAAAAUUAACAGUUAUGGUUUUAAUAGGAUCUGAAAGACAAUCUUUAAAGAAAUGGGAGAAAUUGGGGGUAUCAGUGAACCUAUACCAACCUCUCUUUGUACAUAAAUAUGGUGAUGUAGCUAGAUAUAAAAAUCAGUGUCUUACUGGCACCAUUUACAGUUCAGAAAACAAUCUUUUUCUUAAAAAUGCCCAUCUGAUUUCCAUUUUUAGGAGCUACUUGGAUUUGUAUGUAUUUUUUCUACGUGAAAAUAUAUGUACUCUUCACUUUUGUUCCAGUACUGUAAUUGCGCAUGCACUCUUUCUCCCCUUUGAGAACAUUCAGUGAAAUACAACUUCAUCAAAGAUUUGCUCAAAGGAGAAGCAUCACAUGAGUGUGAAAAGUAGAUGCUCGUAGCCAGAACAGAAAAGGUUACACAUGAUCAUGGCACAGAAGAUAGGAGGUUUGACUUGGAGGGCCAUAAUGUUUAUUAUCCUUUUUGAAAUAACAGGGACCAGCAGCUGUUUUCUCAGGAUAAAUGCUUUAUCCCACUUCUCUAUGAACAGGUGAGGGGAGGCUUAUUUUCCAUUUUCAUAUUUAUACACCUCUCUACAAAAGCAAUUUUUAAUGAAGGUUAGUGGAAUUGUUAAAAAUCUGAGAGGAAUGAUGACUGGAGGUGUUUGGGGUUUUUUUCUGUAUUCAGUUUUUAAUGAGAAAAGUUUUAAAUGUAGUACAGGUAAGACCCAACUACUACCUUACUAUUAUAGGACGAUUCUAUGUUUCUGUUAAAGUAUUCAAGUAGCUUUCUCUGGGGGAAAAAGUACCACUUGGACACUUAAAGGAAUUGGGAUUUUUGUCUACUUUGGAUAAGGCAGUUGACUUCUUAAGUAAAAGCAAUAGUGUAAAAUGUCAUUUUGUUUGGAAUGUUAAGUGAGCAAAUAAAAAACAUGUUGAAAUUGUUAUAA
Messenger RNA from Pan troglodytes (chimpanzee), 4751 nucleotides. It is a transcript of the gene ELMOD2, whose product is annotated as ELMO domain containing 2. NCBI's taxonomy places the organism in Eukaryota, Metazoa, Chordata, Mammalia, Primates, Hominidae. The record is from RefSeq and is a predicted model, not a curated record. The transcript is spliced from 9 exons. Bases 428 to 1345 code for a protein of 305 amino acids. Gene Ontology annotation, molecular function: GTPase activator activity. Gene Ontology annotation, cellular component: membrane.